UCAAAACACAGAGACGUGCCGAUCGAAGAAGCGUAGGUUCAUUUUGGGCAUUACAGAUGAAGAUGUUUGGAAGAAUGAUGAGCUGCUGUGUGGCUCUCCUCCUGACCUUCAGCUCUGUGUCAGCUGUAAGACGAGCGCUCAACUCAAUCACUGAUCUGAGGUCAGUAGGCUUUGGCCAGGCUGUGCCUGAGCAGAGCCUCUGGUUGCUCCACUGGUUUGCCAAUGAAAUUGACAUUGACAUUAACGGUGAGAUAAGUCUGACCUUUGAUCCAAAUAGUGAUGAUUAUGGCUCACAUCAUUAUGGAAACUAUGAAGAGCUGUUAGACCCACUGCCGUGGGGAUAUCAGUACUACAGUCUUGGUAAUAUCCAUCAACAAGGAUCGCUGCGGCUUCCACAUCAUGUCUUCCAAGAGCACGAGGACGGCAACAGAGCUCGGAUCAUAAUCAGAGUCAGGGAGCAGAAUGUGGGACGGCGAACUUCACGGAUAAUAGACCGAGUCUAUAUCACACAGCAUUAUGAGACAUCUGAACAUCGAGGGACAGAGUAUGAUCCACAACAUACAUAUGAGAUCACUGCUAACCUCUUAAGAGCGAUCAGUAGGUUUUCCAUUAACAAUGAUAACAUCAAUUUACUGAUGUCUCUCAGAGACCGCUAUAGAAGCAACGCUAAUGAUUCCCAGUUAUUGGAGAUAAGAAACACGUGGGGUGACCUCGCUUGCCUUGGACUGUUGUUGUUUAUUGUGAUCCCAGAAAAAUAUUCCUCUCACGAAGACAACAACAGAGGUCAGCCAGCACCAAGAAGCAACGCACAAAGUGAUGCUGUGGUCAAUAUCAUAGAGAACAACCAAAACAAUAUUUUUGUCUCGUCGGAAAGCUACAACUCUAAUUUGCAUUUCACAUCUCAGGACAACAACACCUGUGUUUGUUGUUUCAUCUGUGCUGUCAUGAUUGUUGUUUGUCUCAUUGUUGGUCUUAUAUAUUGGGCAUUGUCACCUAAACAUUAAUUUAACUACAAUCAGUGUCAACACACAGAUUAAAUUGAACUUUUCUAUUAAAGUGUACUGCCACUGACUGCAAAACCAUUGAGCAAACAGUAUUUCACCAUUAAUCUUCUUCCUGCUGUCCUGAUACACUCCCUGACAGGUUUUUCCUUUCUUUUCCAAAGCUCAGCCCCUAAACUCUUUUUCAUUUAUCCGUAAGAUUGUUGAAAAAGUAAUUUGUUUUUAUUGGGCCAAUUUUGUUUAAUCUGCCUGUUUCCUUUAAUAGAGGGUGGCUUAUCAUGACUAUGAUGAUACGCUGAUUUAAGCCUGUAACUGAGUCAGCUUUUUUGAGAAGAAACUGCUAAUUUAUGGAUUUAUUUCUUGUUUGACUCUUGCCAUGCUCUUCUUGAAGUAGAGCUUGUCACCUGGUGGUGCCUUGAUGUGAAACAAAGACGGUGAUAUGACGAUUAGUUGCUCUGUUGCCCACUGCUCAAACAAACUGCCUCAGGUUUUUUCCAGCUUUGUCUAUUUCUAUUUUCAUAAUCAUGUAAUUUUUAAAUUAACACCACAUCAUCUCAUAUUUCACAACUUUACUGUAAAAGGGUUUAUUCAUCAUAUAGUAAACAAACUCAGUUAGUUUGAUCUCACAUUGUGUGGGAUAAAAAGAAAAACAAAUUACAACCAGAAGACUAGAACUACUGGGAUAUUAUGUUGACUCAAUGUCCUGAGAAUCAGGCAGCUACAACACUUUGGUACAACCAGUUGAAUAACAGUUGUUCCAUUGUACACUUUGUCUUGAUGUGUUUAAUUUCACCUGCUGUGCUAUAUUUGUAAAUCUUCCAAAAUCCACCUGUAGACACAGUUGAAAUUAUUUUCACAUAAAUACAUUACAAACUUCAAACAGUGCACCAUGACGGGCUCAGAGUCUUCAGGGUUUCACUCCUGCACAGGUGUUAAAUUUAUUUUUAGGAUGCAAGACAAGAGUAAAAACUGUCAGUGACCAACACAUCUUUAACAGGAGCUGAAGAAGUCAUCAGAAUAUUGUAUUGAAAUGGUGUUUCCUUGCUUGGACCGAAAACCCGAAAGACUUAGAUGCCAGUGCCACAUUAUACAAUUAAAACUGCAUCCCUCAAAACAUCAGAUAAGACCAAACAACAAGACACUGUGUGAUGUAAAUGAAAAGUUUACAAGUUCAAUAAAUUAAUGUAUUGUGGCAUAUGUAUUUGUAAGAGUUUCACUUUUGGGAUUAGAAUAUUUCAGUGAGUCGCACAAAUGUAUUUACAAUGCCUGUGGCACACGGUUUACUGCAAAUCACACCAAAUCAACACCUGAAAAAACAGGUCCCUGUUGUGGCUGUGAUACCUGCUACAAGCAGUGUUUAAUGUUAGGACGGGGAAGUGUCUUCAGAACAAGUGCAUAAACCCCACUUUGCGUGGAUCCCUGAUCUUCUUUCCAUCAAAGGUUUCGUGGCCUAAACACACUUGGGAGAUGUUUAUUCAGCUUUUUUACUUUGACACAAAAGUAUUUUUAUUUAUUGGCUGCAUGAACUAAAACAUACAGUUAGAACUACAAUGUUGCAUCUCCUCUGGAUUUUAAAAUAGCCUGAGGUAUAGACUCUAACUUUCAAUCAAUGAAAUGACAAAAGUGUCCAAAUCUGAGUGCAGACCUGAGUGUUUACUGUUGAGGUGAUGACCCCCAUUUCCUCUGUGCCUUUACAUCACAUGGAGCCUCAUCUCAUGUGUUUUAGAGAAAUGUGCUUGUUAUCUUCAGUCGUUUUAUGUCACAGGAACAGCAGUGAAUGAAAGUUGUAACAUCUGCUUGACUCCUGCAGACACUGAGCAUCACUUUCAUCCAAACAUCCACAGUCAACAAUGGUUUCUCUUUAGGAUUCUGUGAACUUCUUUUCUCCUCUUUAGCUUUUCAUUUAUUACAGCUCUGUAACAAAAUUGGCUCCUUUUUCUGUCUGUUUUUCGUGUGCAUUUUCUAUUUUCAAUCCACAUUGCUGCUUUCUUGACUUCUUUCUACCCGCAUGUAUCCCAAACAACUCAAGUUUUAGAGUAACAAACAUCCUGUGACGCAUCCUGUGUUAGAUUUUCUUGUUGAAGGAAUCAUUAAUUUAACUAAUAGCACUUUUGCUGGCUCAUUCUUACUUUCAUUUAGGUUCAACAGCUUGUUAAAGUCUACAAAUACUUUUGCAGGUAUUUAAUUGUAGACAUGCAAAUUACAUUUUUUUUUCUCUACUUGGUCUGAUAAAAAAUUUCGAACAAUUUGUGUGUAAUCUAUACACACACAUCCUGCUGUCAGGCCUGCUUCAAAGCUUCCUUUCUAACCUUCUUUACUAGAAGAUAUUCUGGUAAGUAGAUGUGGGAAUCACCUGACACCACACACAUUGCAACAUCACAAUACGUCACUCACGAUACGAUAUUAUCGCAACAGCAUACAAACAUACUGACAUUUUGUUAGCAUUUAAUUUUGACAGUUCUGGGUCAUUUUGACCCAGCAUCUUCUCUCUUGUGUUUUUGUAUUAUUCUGUAUCAUGGUUUAGGUUCUGAUUUCUUAGUUGUGCUGUUCUGAUUAUUAUUAUUAUCCUCGUGUUAGUGUAGGUUUAGUUUAGUGUCUAGUCUGUGCCUGCCGUGUUUCCUGUGUUACUUUGAACGUCUGUGUCUCAUGUCAGUGUGUCUAGUUUUGCUUCCAUUGUCUGAUUACUGAUUACUCCCAGCUGUGUCUCCCUCCUGUCUCCCAUUCCCUGAUUACGCCAGUGCGAUUUAAGCCCUGUGUUGUAUCGUACUUCUUCGUGCUGUGUUUCG
This is a messenger RNA of Oreochromis niloticus (Nile tilapia), 3787 nucleotides long. RefSeq lists its product as uncharacterized. Lineage: Eukaryota; Metazoa; Chordata; Actinopteri; Cichliformes; Cichlidae. The record is from RefSeq and is a predicted model, not a curated record. The transcript is spliced from 2 exons. Bases 57 to 1004 code for a protein of 315 amino acids.